GAAGGCUGGGGCAGGAGGUAGGAAACUCAGGAGAAAGGCUUUGGCUGGUGGGAGAGACCAUAGGAAGCCCCACGCCUUUGUGAAACUGCUGAAUUCCUGCAUGGGAGGCUGAGCUCUGCGGGAGCACAGAGACAAGAUGCCUGUGGUGUGGCCAACGCUUCUGGAUCUCAGCAGAGAUGAGUGCAAGAGGAUCCUUCGCAAACUGGAACUGGAGGCAUAUGCAGGUGUCAUCAGUGCCUUACGUGCACAGGGAGAUCUUACGAAAGAGAAGAAGGAUCUUCUUGGAGAACUCUCUAAAGUGCUUAGUAUUUCAACAGAGAGACAUCGUGCUGAAGUUCGAAGAGCAGUAAAUGAUGAACGGCUAACGACUAUUGCACACAAUAUGUCUGGGCCAAACAGCUCUUCGGAAUGGUCUAUAGAAGGUCGUCGAUUGGUGCCGCUGAUGCCACGGCUUGUUCCACAAACAGCUUUCACUGUUACAGCUAAUGCUGUUGCCAAUGCAGCUGUUCAGCACAACGCAUCUCUUCCAGUCCCUGCAGAAACUGGAAACAAGGAAGUGGUGGUUUGCUAUUCCUACACAAGUACCACUUCAACCUCAACUACCCUUGUUCCAGGUAGCAAUGUAGCAACAGUGAUCCCUAGACCCACCUGUUCAGUCUCCAGUAUAUCCUUGCCUAGUGGAAGGACUGUUUAUGUCAAAAGUAAGUGAUAAUAGUAACUGAUU
Molecule: messenger RNA, 724 nt
Organism: Meleagris gallopavo (turkey)
Lineage: Eukaryota; Metazoa; Chordata; Aves; Galliformes; Phasianidae
Source: RefSeq, a predicted model, not a curated record